UUAAUCAAUUUAUCUUUAAACAAUUUAUCUCAAUGUGAUAAACCAAAUGUCCGAAUCUCUUUCAAAUAGUGAAUGUGAAGUGAAUGAAAUUGAAAUAAUUCGAGACGAAAUUAGUGAUUUGGAGAAACAAUUAAUGGAGACUUUGGGUUUGCCUUCAUCUUUUUCUACUACAAAGAGACACUUUAAAUCGAAGGAAGAGAAAAAAGAAGCAAAGACCAAUAAAAAAAAGAAAAGCAAUAAAAAUCUCUGCAAGUAUUGGGCUCAAAGGUAUCGAUUGUUUUCUCGUUUCGAUGAUGGAAUCCAAAUGGACUCGGAAUCUUGGUAUUCGGUGACUCCUGAAUUGAUCGGGAAUCACAUCGCAUGUAAAUGUGUGAGAGAUGGAGAAAAGUCAAUGGUCAUUAUCAUGGAUCCUUUUUGUGGAGUGGGAGGGAAUGUCAUUCAAUUCGCUUUGAAAUCACCAAAUGUCUUUGUGAUCGCAAGUGAUAUCGAUGGAAACAAAGUGCGAAUGGCCAAACACAAUUCGUGUAUCUAUGGUGUGGACAAUCAAAUUGCUUUUCUCGUCGGCGAUUAUUUCCAAAUAUUGUCCACCAUUAAAUUACCUGUUGAUUGUAUUUUCUUGUCUCCCCCUUGGGGUGGACCAAACUACUUGUCUCAAAAAGUUUAUUCCUUGUCCAAUAUGAGACCAAAUGGAUUUGAAAUAUUCGCAGCAGCAAAAGAACAUGUUUCAUGUAAUAUCGCAUUUCUAUUGCCGAGAAACAUUGACAGAGAUGAAAUUAAUUCUCUGCUUCAACCAAAUGAAUCAGUGGAAAUUGAACAAAAUCUAAUUAACAACAAACCCAAAACAAUCACCGCUUAUUUUGGCAAUUUGGUUGACCAAACAAACUCAAGUUGAUCUUUUCUUUUAUUGUUAAUCUUUUUAAAUUAUCUUUUUACUUUUUUUCUUUCUACUUAAAUCAAUUGACCAAUAAAAAGAUUAUCGAAAUUGUU
Molecule: messenger RNA, 987 nt
Organism: Panonychus citri (citrus red mite)
Lineage: Eukaryota; Metazoa; Arthropoda; Arachnida; Trombidiformes; Tetranychidae
Product: trimethylguanosine synthase-like
Exons: 1
Coding region: 47-892 (281 amino acids)
Biological process (GO): 7-methylguanosine cap hypermethylation; 7-methylguanosine RNA capping
Cellular component (GO): nucleus
Molecular function (GO): RNA cap trimethylguanosine synthase activity
Source: RefSeq, a predicted model, not a curated record